Molecule: messenger RNA, 1032 nt
Organism: Polychytrium aggregatum
Lineage: Eukaryota; Fungi; Chytridiomycota; Chytridiomycetes; Polychytriales
Exons: 1
Coding region: 181-903 (240 amino acids)
Source: RefSeq, a predicted model, not a curated record
GGGGGAAGUAUAUGGGAGCGAAAGGGAAGCGGAUGUGUGGGUAGAAGUUUGGGGGGGGUGGACUUGAUUGAAUGUAAUCAGAUGGAGUUCGUGCAGAGGUGAAGCGAGAUAGAGUUCGUGUGGACGGGAUGUAGCGGGGACCGGGUUUUGGCUGCACGAUUAUGGAGGCUGGUCGUCGAAAUGACGGCUGGGAGACAAUGUAAGGUGCUGUCGCCCAGGGUGUUGGCGUUGCUGCAGGAUCGUUGCCGUGCAAUAUCGCUGGGUUCUGUUGUGUGGCAACAGACAAGACGGAUGCUUGUUGAUCGGACUGGUAUGCUACGAAGGGUGGGGACGAAUGCGAAUGCGGUCUCGGGGAGAAGUGGUCUUGGAGACUGCAGCGAUGCUAUUGGCAAAACUCGAAGGACAGGACCAGCACCGUUGGUGAGCUGUGAUGGAGAGAAUGCUGGUUCGACUGGGAGAUGGAGGGAGGGAAGGAAGCCGCACCAAGCGAUGGCUUCUUCCCGAAGCGCCUGUCCGGGAACCGGGGGGUUAUAUAUCCGCCGCGGGAGGAUCCGAAACUUGCAGACACCCGACCUGGCCGGUCGACGAACGACCGAACACCAGACGGUCGAACGACCGACAAGGCCAGGCGAUGCACGUUUGCUCUUGAUCCCCUCACUCUCCGCCCCGCCAGUCCCGUAUCUCAGCCGUCCCUCGGGCACGGACAGGGCUGGGACGCACUCUCGAGAUGGGAGCUCGCGGCCGCAGCCAUGCGGGAUGUGCAUCGGCAUUGCCAGCGUCUCCGGUUUGGUUGUCCGAUAUAUGGGCGACGCGGCAUGUCCAGCCACCGAAUCUGCGAUGGAGGAAUGGGGGGGGGAUCGGCCACCGCUGUCCAAUGCUCAGACCGAUGGUGUUCACGACUGACAACAUGGUGGGCCGCUUGCCGCUGAGGGUAACGGCAGAAUGGGGGCGGGCAGACCGGCUGGCAGAUGCGAAUAAGCUGGGAGCGGUCGAGGAAGGCCCGCUUGUCCGGGGGACGGCGUUGGGAUUGCA